AUGCUUUUCUUUAUUCAUUAAUUAAUCGCUAAGCAUCUGCUCCGCGAUGCCCGGCGGGCCAGCGGCGGGGUCGGACGGGCGCCGCGGCUGCGCCAGGUGACCCAUGCCCCCUUUGGCCCCAACAUGGCGGGCAGGGAGCCCUUCACGGCCGUGCUGUCCGCGCUGCGCCGCUGCUACGCCGAGGCCGUCCCGCUGGAGACCUUCGUCCGGCGGCUGGGGGACGGCUGCGGCGCCGGGGACGCCGAGGUGCUGCGGGCCGACGACGCCCCCGGCUACCGCAACUUCGUGGGGCAGUGCCUCGUGUGCGUCCCCCGCGGCGCCCGCGCUAUCCCGCGGCCCUUCACCUUCCAGCAGUUAUCUAGUCAGAGUGAGGUCACCGCAAGAGUCGUUCAGAGGUUGUGUGAAAAAAAGAAGAAGAAUAUCCUCGCAUAUGGAUACUCCUUACCGGAUGAAAACAGUUCUCAAUUCCCAGUCAUGCCACUUUCAAAGAUACACAGCUACCUACCCAACACUGCCACAGAAACUCUUUGUAUCAGCGGCUUCUGGGAGACACUGUUGAGCCGGAUAGGGGAUGAUGUGAUGAUGUAUUUGUUGGAACACUGUGCAGUCUUUAUGCUGGUUCCCCCUAGUAAUUGUUACCAAGUUUGUGGGCAACCCGUUUAUGAACUUAUUUCACAUAGUGUAGACUCAUCCCUGGUAUUUGUUAGACAAAGGUUCUCUAAGUAUAAACGUACUAGCUUGCUUAAAUAUAUGCGGAAAAGGCUUAUGUUUCAUAGAAAUUAUCUUUUAAAGUCAUACAGACAAAGAUGUGAAGUUAAUGUCUCCAGAAUGAGAAAUGAAAGAAAGAACAAGAGACGAAGCUUAGUGCCCACUGACCAGUGUACUGCAAAAGCUGUUUCUAAAGCAAGCAAACAGAUCAGAAUGGUUACUGAAGAUCAGGAAAAACAGAGUAGUUCCAGUUCAUGUGUUUCAGCCACAGCUCCAUCUCUGAAAAGGAAGAUUAAUGGAGAACAAUCUGAAAUUCCAGCCAAGAGGGCAAAAAUAGGGGAGAAAGUGAGAGAGGAAAAGACUUGUAGUCUUCCUGAUGUAAACCAAAGUAGUUCCAAGAGAUCUGAAACUGGGUAUGUAGCACCACGUUCUGAAAGUGUCAUUAAAACCCCCCGUAUUUCUGAAAGAAGUAAGAGUGCUGUGUCUGGUCCUUCUUUAGUUCACACAUCUCGUGGCAGGAGGAAGUUUGUGGCAGGCUCUCUUCUGCAGAGAUUUCAGAGUAACAAACCUUUAGAGUCCAACACUGAAAUGCAAGCAGAAUUCUAUAGGAAAAGAGCAGAGAUUUGUACGUAUGAAUCUCAGUUGGCUUCAGGACAAACCAAACCUGUGGAGGGUACUUCAAAAUGCAGAGAGCAGGAAAAUCCCCAACCUCAUUUAUCCAAGAAGUUACCAAAUAGACUUCUGAGUUCUGAAGCAUGCAUUGGGAGGAAGUCUCUUCUGUAUUCUUGCAGGAGUUUCCAAGAAUGUUUUCCUAAAUCAUUUGUAUUGAAUCGCUUGCAGGGCUCUCAGGCAGGUGGAAGAUGGCUUAUAGAAGCUAUAUUCUUUAACCAAAAUCAGGUACAGCAAAGGUACAACCAAAGUCUGCCAAAACACAAGCGGAGAAAGAAGAGGUUGCCCAAACGCUUCCGGCAAAUGAGGCAUACAUUCCAGAAACUGCUAGAGAACCAUGGGAAAUGUGCUUACUUAGCUCUCUUGAGAAAAAAUUGCCCCGUUUCGAUAUCUGAAAUCAGUAUGAAAAAAAUCAAGUUGUCUUGUCAGGCAGCCUUGCCUGGGGAAGCAGAGUUUCAGAAGCAAGCAGAACAGUUCGGGAAAGAGCCUGCUAAGUGUGUGGCAAGCAGCAGAUGUGAAUCUGGUCACACUGAUGUGCCAGACGACUUAGGUGCUGCCCCCGCAGAAUCUGUGCGUGAGGAGUUGCCACCGAGUGAGGAGCAAAACCCGCGAGGGGCACGUGAUUCAGCCCUCACGGAGCUCCUCAAGCAGCACAGCAGCCACUGGCAGGUGUACAUGUUUGUGAGGGAUUGCCUGGAGAAGGUCAUUCCUGCUGAGCUUUGGGGUUCAAACCACAACAAGUGCCGGUUUCUGAAAAACGUCAAAGUGUUCAUUUCCAGGGGGAGGUUUGCUAAGGUUUCAUUGCGGGAGUUGAUGUGGAGGAUGAGAGUGAAUGACUGCAUGUGGCUUCGUCUAGGCAAAGGUGAUCACUUUGUUCCUGCCGAUGAACAUUGUUUCCGUGAAGAACUUUUGGCCAAAUUCCUGUACUGGCUGAUGGGUACCUAUGUUGUUGAAUUGCUCAGAUCAUUUUUCUAUAUCACCGAGACCAUGUUCCAGAAAAACAUGCUCUUCUACUACCGAAAGUUUAUCUGGGGCAAGUUACAGAACAUUGGAAUUAGAAACCAUUUUGUCAAAGUACAGCUACGGCCUCUGUCUUCAGAGGAGAUUGAAACUAUCCGUCAAAAAAAAUUUGUUCCUGUGGCAUCAAAGCUCCGGUUUAUUCCAAAACCAAAUGGGUUGAGACCCAUAGUAAAAGUGAGCGGUGUUGUCGAACCACAAGCUCUCAGCAAGGAAAGCAGAGAAAAGAAGAUGAAUCAUUACAACACUCAACUAAAAAAUCUGUUUAGUGUGUUAAAUUAUGAACGGACUAUAAACACCAGUUUUUUAGGCUCUUCAGUGUUUGGGAAAGAUGAUAUCUACAAGAUAUGGAAGCAGUUUGUUACAAAGAUUCUUGAAUCUGGUGGUGAAAUUCCUCAUUUCUACUGUGUAAAGGCUGAUGUGUCCAGGGCUUAUGAUAGCAUUCCUCACAAUAAACUUGUGGAAGUGAUUUCGCGGAUCCUGAAGCCUGAGAAGAGAACCGUGUACUGCAUACGGCGCUACGCUGUGAUUAUGAUUACCCCAAGUGGAAGAGCUAGGAGGCUCUAUAGGAGACAUGUUUCUACUUUCAAGGACUUUAUGCCAGACAUGAAGCAGUUUGUGUCCCAGCUUCAGGAGAAUGCCUCAUUGCGAAAUGCAAUAGUUGUUGAACAGAGCUUAACUUUCUAUGAGACAAGUUCCAGCCUGUUUAAUUUUUUCCUUCAAAUGAUACAUAACAGCAUUCUGGAGAUUAGGAACAGGUACUACUUACAGUGCUGUGGGAUACCACAGGGCUCCAUUUUGUCAACCUUACUUUGCAGCUUAUUCUAUGGAGAUAUGGAGAACAAAUGGCUCUCUGGAAUAAACCAGGAUGGAGUCCUAAUACGUCUCAUUGAUGAUUUUUUGCUGCUUACACCACAUUUAAUGAAGGCAAGAACUUUUCUAAGUUACAGCUGUACUUCUAUCAGAUCAAGUCUUUCCUUCAAUUCAAGUAUAACAGCUGGGAAAAACAUGAAAUACAAACUGAGUGCAGUCCUCAAACUGAAAUGUCAUAGUUUAUUUCUUGAUUUACAGAUCAACAGCCUUAGAACAGUUCUCAUUAACGUCUACAAGAUAUUUUUACUCCAGGCUUACAGGUUCCAUGCCUGUGUUCUCCAAUUACCAUUCAGCCAGCAAGUUAGAAAAAAUCCUGAUUUCUUCCUAAGGAUUAUCUCUCAGACUGCAUCAUGCUGCUAUGCUAUCCUGAAAACAAUAAAUGCAGGGAUUGCUAAAUCUAACAAAGGUGUAUCUGACAUAUUCCCUAUUCAGGUAGCAGAAUGGCUCUGCUACCAUGCCUUCACUGUCAAACUGUUAAAUCACAAAGCUGUUUACAAAUGUCUGCUUACAUCCUUAAAAGUCUGUAAGAAGAAGCUAAUCAGGAGGAUCCCAAAGGAUACUGUGGCACUACUGCAGGCAGUGACAGAACCGUCUCUUUGUCAAGAUUUCAAAGCUAUCCUGGACUAACUGGUUGAGGUUUAUGUCAUGAUUUUCUCAGGUUUGAAAAUAAAUGCUGUGUCUUUAGGUGACUUCUCUGUAGUUUAUUUUGGUACAGUGGGCCAAAAGCAAGUUCAAGCAGAAGUUUUAUGUGUCUGUUUCUCAGAUACCCUACGAGGACACAAAAAGUGCAGACAAUUUUGUUAAUGCCUUCCUGUUCAGGUUUC
This is a messenger RNA of Onychostruthus taczanowskii (white-rumped snowfinch), 4091 nucleotides long. RefSeq names its product telomerase reverse transcriptase (gene TERT). NCBI's taxonomy places the organism in Eukaryota, Metazoa, Chordata, Aves, Passeriformes, Passeridae. Gene Ontology annotation, molecular function: telomerase RNA binding; telomeric repeat DNA binding. Gene Ontology annotation, cellular component: telomerase catalytic core complex. The record is from RefSeq and is a predicted model, not a curated record. Gene Ontology annotation, biological process: telomere maintenance via telomerase.